Apis dorsata (giant honeybee) is the source of this 1181-nucleotide messenger RNA. RefSeq names its product ankyrin repeat domain-containing protein SOWAHB-like. Gene Ontology annotation, molecular function: protein binding. The record is from RefSeq and is a predicted model, not a curated record. The transcript is spliced from 10 exons. Lineage: Eukaryota; Metazoa; Arthropoda; Insecta; Hymenoptera; Apidae. The annotation marks the transcript as partial.
CAACUGGACGGGAAGUCACGGGAGUGGUUGGUCAGAGCGGCGCAGGGGGAUUAUCAGGCUUUGGCGAAAUUGGCCGCCGAAGAACCUCGCCUCACCCGGCUCAAGGAUCCGACAUCCGGUACGGCGUUGCACUGGGCGGCCAAGCACGGCGACGAGAAUAUCGUGAAGCUGAUCGCUGGCACCUACAAGGAUUACAUCAAGAGCGUCAACGAAACUUCGAACGGGGGCUACACGCCGUUACACAUCGCGAUGCAGUUCGAUCAUGAGAAUAUCUUCAACUUGUUGGUCCAAGUGUACGCCGCGAACCAGGAGAUACGUGACUAUAGCGGGAAGAAGGCGAGACAAUACUUGGUCUCCCAGGAGGCCGCUGUCAGUCAGGACACCUUCCGCAAAAUAAAAGCAAGGAAAAAGCAUGCAGAGAAAGAUCUUGGUUUCCUGCGUAUUGGCUCGCUGAACGUACGCGUGAAACGUACGACGGAAGCGUUCAGCCAGUUCCUGGGUGUGGCAACUAGCAGCGCCAGCAGCAACCACGAGAAGAUACACAAGAGUUGGGGAUCGGCGGAUAAUGUGCAGUUGGAUCAAAAAAUGAUGCCGCCACCAAAGUACGCGCCUAUCAAGAAAAGAAGAAGUCGCCGUGCUCAGGAUUUCAGUUCGUUGCGGGAGCACCAAGCUGCCAGUCAACCGACCACUCCACUUCUUCAAGGAAAAGUUCGAUCGAGUCAACAGAUGCAUCGUCGACCAACCUCCACGACAGCCGUCAGUUCUGCAGUUUCCAAAACGCAGCAGAACAACGACUCGGAUUCGGAUACCGCGUGCGGAUUCGAUUCCGCGUGGAGAGGAUCUGCGCAAUUGUAGACACAACUCCGACGCGACAUCUAUCGCGAAAACUUGAGGCUCAAAUUCAGCGUUUCUCGAUCUUUUCGCCACUCUUUUUAAUCAUUCGUAUGUUAAUAUAAAAUUUUUAAAAAUCUAAUAAUAACUGGAAUGAUUGAAUUAUGUAGAUAAAAUUACGUAUAUAUUUGAUCACUUUACAAUUAAAAAAAAAUUAUAAUACGAGGCGAUUUAUAGAUUGAGAAACACUGCUCUAGUGAAUCAUCGUGUACCUUUGUCUUCUGAUCUCUUUAGAUAAUGAUUUUGAAAUGAUUUUCUAACAGAUCGGUAAAAAGUUGGUGUAGUAUAUU